AUGUUAUCGGGCGUACAGUCACUACUGUUCACACCGUUAACCAUACGGUCGGUAACCUUCCGGAACCGGAUAGCGGUGUCGCCGAUGAGCCAAUUCGGGGCCACUGAUAACGGAGUGGCCGCAAAUGACUGGGAUUUGGUCACUGCGGGCGCGUACGCGAAGGGCGGCGCCGGACUCGUGAUGGUGGGCGGCGUCACCGUGUGUCGCGCCGGUCGACACAAUCCGCACGCGUUGGGCCUGUGGUGUGACGAACAGCGCCCGGAGUUGGCCCGAGUGGCCCGCUUUGUCGCCAAACAGGGCGCUGUGCCGGGCGUGCAGUUGCUUCACGCCGGCCGCAAGUGCAAGGAGGCCAUUGUGGCCGAUGGCAGGGCUGCUGGUGAUGAUGGCCACGAGUUUAUAGCCGCGUCGGCCAUACCUUUUGCCGCCGAUUAUAUGUGUCCGUUAGAGGCGAGUGUUGAGGACAUUGAAGCUGUUUGUAGAGCACAUGUCGAGGCGGCCGUCCGGGCGGUUGACAUAGGAUUUAAGGUAAUAGAGUUACACUUUGCCCAUGGUUAUUUAGUGCACACAUUCCUAUCUGCCCUCACAAACAGUCGGACCGAUCUCUACGGCGGUUCACUCGACAAUCGCAUGCGUUUUGCUCUGUCUAUAGCCUGUGCUGUCCGGCAGGCGAUCGGCGACCACAUAGUACUGGCCGUUCGGGUGUCGGUCACCGACUACUGUCCCGACGGUUGGGAUGUGAAGCAGACCGUAGUGUUGGCCAAACGGCUCAAGGCUUUGGGCGUCGAUCUCAUAGACUGCAGUUCAGGAGGUCUGGUGUCGGGCGCCGGCAACUCAUCCAUGAAUCCAACGGCCAUUCAGAUAGAGAGCGCCGGUAUUAUACAGCGAGAGGCAGGUGUGGCCACCGCUGCUCACGGCUUGAUUGUGGACCCACACCAGGCCGAGCACGUGUUGACCCGUACCGGCGCUGCGUUGGUUAUAAUGGGCCGGGCGUUGAUUAAUAACCCCAACUGGCCGUAUAUGGCGGCCGAUGCGCUGGGAGUGGAGGGCCCGGCAGUGAAUGGUAUGUUCAAAGUGGCCGCAGGCAAGCCGUGGGGCACUCGUAGUCAUUGGCGCAAACAAGUAGCAGACUUGCAACAACAAUAG
This is a messenger RNA of Medioppia subpectinata, 1143 nucleotides long. The record is from the annotation of a GenBank genome assembly. Lineage: Eukaryota; Metazoa; Arthropoda; Arachnida; Sarcoptiformes; Oppiidae.